Penicillium mononematosum is the source of this 1464-nucleotide messenger RNA. RefSeq lists its product as uncharacterized. Gene Ontology annotation, biological process: dipeptide transport; allantoate transport; tripeptide transport. The coding region runs from base 1 to 1464 and encodes 487 amino acids. Lineage: Eukaryota; Fungi; Ascomycota; Eurotiomycetes; Eurotiales; Aspergillaceae. The transcript has 3 exons. Gene Ontology annotation, cellular component: plasma membrane. Gene Ontology annotation, molecular function: allantoate transmembrane transporter activity; dipeptide transmembrane transporter activity. The record is from RefSeq and is a predicted model, not a curated record.
AUGUCUCCUCUGCGGAUUUCAGAGGAAAUCAUCGCUACUCCCGCCAGGAUGACCGCUCUGACAACCUCACCAGUAGAGAGCGUCUCGGCCGAACUCGAGAAAAGAACUCUCGAUGUUCAGUCUCCAGCAGGCGAUGGGGCACUACAGUUACUAGAAGCCGGUUCGGCGAGCGUCCUCGACCCCGCAGCAUCUAGACGACUGUUGCGCAAGAUCGACUUGUAUAUCAUGCCAUUGAUCUGCAUCGUGUACUUCCUCCAGUAUCUGGACAAGAUCGCCAUCAGCUAUGCCAGUGUCACGGGGAUGCGCGAGUCAGCAAACCUCCAGGGCAACCAAUUCAACUGGGUGUCGAGCAUCUUCUUUUUCGGCCAGCUAGCCAUUUCCCUGGCAAAAUACGUCGCCGUCAACGUGACCAUCUGGGGCACCAUCCUGGCCUGCAUGGCGGCAUGCAAGUCGUUCGCUUCCUUGAUGGUCUGCCGCACGCUUCUGGGCGCUGCAGAAGCCUCUAUCGUGCCCGCCUGGGUAGUCUUCACCUCGCAGUGGUACCGGAAGGAUGAACAGGCUUUCCGCGUCGGUCUGUGGUUCUCCAUGUGUGGAUUUGCGCAGAUGUUCGGCGGUUACGUCGCAUAUGGCGUGGCAACUCACAUCGGCGGGGAUCCUAGCGCCUCCCUACGAGGCUGGCAGGUUAUCUUCCUGAUCCUGGGCCUGCUCACCGUGGCAAUGCACGCCGAGCGUCUUCGGGGUAACGGACAGGGUAUUGGAACCAAUGUCUUUAAGAAAGCCCAGGUUUACGAAGCCCUUACCGACCCGCAUACCUGGCUCUAUGCCUUCUGGGUCCUGGCGGCAAAUGUACCUAACUCCACUGCCACAAGUUUUGGAAACAUCAUGGUAACAGGGAUGGGCUUCUCGAAAACGGAAAGUCUUCUGCUUGUGACGCCCAUGGGCGCUUAUGAGGUGGUGGCUCUGGUUGGCCUGACCUAUCUGGCAAUGAAGACACAGCGGCGACUGUUCUGGUGCAUCAUAGGCCAUAUCCUGGCAGUCGUGGGUGCGAUCUUAAUGGCGACAACCGACAAGGUGCCGGCCCUUGUGGGAUACUAUCUCACCGGGGGCAUUCCACUUGGAUGGACGACAAUUCUUGGGCUCACCAGUACCAAUGUGGCUGGCUCAACCAAGAAGAUCACUGUGUCGUGCAUCCAGACGAUUGCCUACACUGUCGGCAACAUCAUCUCGCCGCAGACCUUCCAAGCCAAAGAUGCCCCAGGGUAUUUGCCGGCCAAGAUCUCUAUCUGCAUCCUGUAUUUCAUCGUCACGCUAGACCUGUGCCUUAUCUGGUGGAUAUCGCAACGAGAGAAUCGUCGACGUGACGAGCAAAAGGAGGCAUUGGGUGAGGCGUACGUCGUUCCAGAGAACCACGAAUUUUUGGACCUGACAGACCGGGAGAAUCCAGAAUUCCGUUAUGUGAUAUGA